This is a messenger RNA of Penicillium maclennaniae, 639 nucleotides long. RefSeq names its product triose-phosphate isomerase TPI1. Gene Ontology annotation, cellular component: cytosol. The record is from RefSeq and is a predicted model, not a curated record. Lineage: Eukaryota; Fungi; Ascomycota; Eurotiomycetes; Eurotiales; Aspergillaceae. The transcript is spliced from 6 exons. Gene Ontology annotation, biological process: gluconeogenesis; glycerol catabolic process; glyceraldehyde-3-phosphate biosynthetic process. The coding region runs from base 1 to 639 and encodes 212 amino acids. Gene Ontology annotation, molecular function: triose-phosphate isomerase activity.
AUGCCUCGCCAAUUCUUCGUCGGUGGUAACUUCAAGAUCCUCGCCGACCCCAAGAUUGGCGUCGCCGCCCAGAACGUCUAUGACAAGCCCAACGGUGCUUUCACCGGUGAGAUCUCCGUUGAGCAGCUCCGUGACAACAAGAUCGAUUGGGCUGUCAUCGGCCACAGCGAGCGCCGUGUUAUCCUGAAGGAGUCCGAUGAGGUAGGUUUCAUUGCCCGUAAGGCCAAGGCUGCCGUCGAGGGUGGCGUCUCUGUCAUCUUCUGCAUUGGUGAGACCCUGGAGGAGCGUGAGGCCAACAAGACCAUUGAGGUCGUUACCCGCCAGCUCGAUGCUGCCGCCAAGGAGCUGAGCAAGGAGCAGUGGGCCAAGGUUGUCAUUGCCUACGAGCCCGUCUGGGCCAUCGGUACUGGCAAGGUCGCUACCACUGAGCAGGCCCAGGAGGUCCACGCCGCCAUCCGCAAGUGGCUCGGCGAGGCCAUCUCCGCCCAGGCCAAGGAUGAGGUCCGCAUCAUCUACGGUGGCUCCGUCAGCGAGAAGAACUGCCGCGAGCUCGCCAAGCAGCCCGAUGUUGACGGCUUCCUUGUUGGCGGUGCCAGCUUGAAGCCUGCCUUCGUCGACAUCAUCAACGCCCGCAUGUAA